UGCAGGUAAACCAGAAUACAGCAAUAAGGUACAAUGUGUCCUGUGCUGGACAGGACGGGCAGGUUUUCCCUCAUUCCCUAAGCAUCCUGGGUAACAACACAUCUAGUGAUAUAUACUUGUAGUGUUAUUACCUAAUAUGUGAGCGUGCAGUCACAGAGGUGGUCAUAUGGGAUAAUACACCGGAGGCAGUGGGAGCGCUGGAUUCUGCAGCUGCAAUCUGACACAGGCUGGCGGAUCUGUACACUGCUUACUGCGAGCAGAACAGGUGACGGGAGAACAGUCCUGCGCUGCACAGAGAUGAACAGCCAGGAGCUGGGUCCCGGCAUUAUCCAGCAGGACUGGACCCCCAGCGUGUACCCGGUGUAUGAAGAAGACAGUAACAGCAGCUGCGGAUCCCUGGGGACGUCUGUACGGAGUGUGAAGGCCAGCGAGGGAGAGGACAAUGACCCAGACGCUGAGGAGAAGGUUUGCACUGUGUGUGGAGACAGGGCCAACGGGUAUCACUUCCACGUCCUGACCUGCGAGGGCUGCAAAGGAUUCUUCAGACGUUCCAUGGCUAAAGCAUUAACCUUCACCUGUCCGUUCACUCGCACCUGUACCGUCGCCAAAAACAAGCGCCGGAGGUGCCAGGCCUGCCGGCUCCAGAAAUGCCUUGACGUGGGGAUGAGGAGAGACAUGAUCAUGUCAGAGGACGCCCUGGUGGCGCGACGCGAGCUGAGGGUGAGGAAGAAGCAGGAGCGUCUGCAGAAGGUCCACAAGGUGUCGGAGGUGGGGUCUCUGACGGAGGAACAGAAGCAGCUCAUCGCCAUCCUCAUCGAGGCACACAGAAAGCACUUUGACUCCAAUUUUAACAAUUUUGUGGGUUACAGGCGAUCUCCUUUCUCUUCCGAAUGGACACCCCGCUCCGUAGACAGCGUUAGCCCCAAUGACAGGAGGCUGUCACCAAAUGCCCAACAGCUGACUGACGGCGUCCUCCAGACCGAUGCCUUCAGGGAACUGCCCCAUUUUGCCGACCUCAGCACCUACAUGAUUCAACAGAUCAUCAAAUUCGCCAAAGAGAUACCAGCUUUCCGGGCUCUGCCCAUCGAUGACCAGAUUUCCCUUCUGAAGGGCGCCACCAUGGAAGUUUCCCUGAUCCAGAUGAAUUCUGUCUUUAACCUGGAGACCAAUAUGUGGGAGUUUGGACGAAUAAAAUUAAGUGUACAGCACGGCGUCAUGACCGGCUUUCAGGAGCUGUAUCUGGAGCCGCUGCUGAAGUUCCACGUCACCUUACGCAAGCUGAAGCUACACGAGCCGGAGUACGUUCUGAUGCAGGCCCUGGCGCUGUUUUCCCCAGACCGUCCAGGUGUCAUGGAGCACAGCGUUAUUGAUGAGUUUCAGGAGAAAACCGCCCUGACACUGAAAUGCUACAUCGAUUACCACCACCCGCUGCCAGACAGCAGGUUCCUGUACGCCAAGCUCCUCUCCCUGCUGGCAGAACUUCGCACCUUGAAUGAUGAAAAAACCAGACAGAUCGUUCACAUCCAGAAUAUAACGUCUGACGCCAUGACACCGCUAAUGAAAGAGCUUUACAGCUAAGAAGAAAAGAAAAGGAAGGAUUGGCGCAACGUCACAAUGCAGACAAACGCCUACAGAGAGCUAGUUAUCAACCUGCACUCAUACCUCCCAACACCUGGAGGCUGACGAGCGGGGCUCUCUGCGCAGCAAGGGGGGCGUGACCUAAUAAAAGGGGCAUGGCUUUGUGUGAAUGACACGAUUGCGAGUCACGCCUCCCAUUUCUGUCACAGUGGGGGCAUGCUCUGUGAGCUGCUGCCCAUGCCCCAGUCCCUCCGCCUCACUGGAAUAGCGUCUAUUCACCACUGCUCUGCUCUAAACAGAGCAGCGAGUGCAGGAGCCUCCUAACUGCCCCCCCAUCAUGGGACACUGCGGUCCGCAGGAGGAACAGCGGGACAGACCCCCAAAAAACGGGACUGUCCCGCAAAAAUCGGGACAGUUGGGAGGUAUGUGAACUGGACAAGCCAGGAUGUAUUUCAUGUACAAUGCACUUACGCCAAAGUGUAAUAUAUAGCAGGACAAGUGGUUUUAUCUCGGGAUAUACCUCUAAAGGACGUUUUGGUGUGAAUGGAGUAAUGGGAUCAGUGGUGUAAGAUCAACAUAGGUCCAGGGACCUUACGUACAAACAAGAAGUUAUCAGUGACCCUACAGGAGGUGGACUUCUCCUUCUUCUCAGAGUUAUGGAAGCACUUGCACUUGAAUUGCUCCAAAUUACAAUUUUCUAAAACAGACAAAGCUCUGACCCAGAAAUAUGAACUUAUGGUCCCUGCAAGAAAUGGGUUCAGAACUUCAGACACCAGUCAAGUGCAAGCUCUUCUGCAGUUAUACGGCACCACAUAGGAUUCGCAGCGCCCAAUUACAGAGUACAUAAACAAAUAAGCAAAACAAGAAUGAAUGAAUAAAAAUAACAGACGCCAGCCACCGACGGGGGUUAAAGAACUACGGUACAUAACAUGUGACCACAGCCGUGGUUAUAGGAAGCUUGCAUCUGUAUUUGUGAACAGCACUUGAACGAUUUAGCAGAUUACAUCAACUCAUUAUUAUUGCAUUAAUGACCCUGACGGUCUGCGCAUCAGAUGGAAACUGCACGCUAGGUAAACACAGAUACUCUGAAUAAGUAAUGUAUACACAGGUAUAUUUCUCUGAAGCCCUUUAUAAUGGCUCAGACGCCCAUUCACAUCAGCUAAUGGAAAGGAUGAUUGAGGAAUAUGUCAGUUGUGUGAACAACGGUUCUGGAGAUUAUACUAAGACUAUGGAAUCGACACUAAUGUCUUGUACAUUGUAUACCGUAUAAUGCUAGGGGACCUCUCUUAUUCCCAUAUAAUAUUCAAAAGCGCUGCAUCAUUUAUGAGUUACAAGUGAAGCGUUAAAUAGGAGUCAUCACCCACCCAAUGUGAAGGCAGCCAUAUUUGUUUUUUAGCUGACCCAGUAUUCAGCCAAUCAGAUCAGUAGGACCUAGUGACAUCACAGAGACGUGGGGAACUGUCUAGUUAGGUCUGCAGUUCUGAUGAACUUAUGCGCUUCAUUCUAGUGAAUGUUUUAAACUAUGAGUUGUAAAUGAUUGCCACUUUAAAACAAAUCAGAGUUCAUCUGGGGACCUACACCUCUGGCCAACACCUACGUCAUUACAUCCAACCCACCAAUUUAAAUGGGGACUAUCCUGCUUAAAUCUGGACAGUUGACCUACAAAACAGAGUUUGCUGCUUGUGUAGGCGACCGGUGCACUGACAGCGGGUAGCCUAACCCUAACUCUCUGCUGCCGGCACGUGUAGCAUGUCAGCAUUUCACGAGGUGACAUUCAUCACAUGCCGACAUGUUAAAAGUUGUCAAGUUAACAAUGUUGGCACCAUAACAUUCAACAUUGUGAUGCUGACAUUUUGACUACAUCUUAAGACAUUUUGCAAAAAAAACAUUUAUGCAUGCAGUGUAUUCAGUCAACCUGUAGAUGGCGCUGUAUGCUGCUGUCAACUGCAGAAAGAUUGGUUUACUUUAACCUAAGCUGCAGAGAAAUCACAUUGCAGCGCCAUCUACUGGUGCUGAUAAGGUGCUACACUACAGCAAUACUUGGGCAAAAAAGCACAUGUUCUCUAAGGGAAAUUAUCAUCGUAAGUAAAUGUUUUGUAGUUCUCCCUACAGAUUUCAGUUAAUGUGCUGUGUAUUGGAUAUACGGUGUAUUGGAUGAGGUCUACUGCAAUUGGGAACAGAGACGGUACAGCCUAUUCCUGGCUACAUACGACACUUAUUGAAAGAUGCUCAAAUUCACCAUUUCAGCCUGUAACAAAGGUUCUGAGGGGUUCCGGAUGACACGCCAACCGGAAGAAUGCAGACAACAAAAAGACCGACAACAGAAGACAGACAGUGGUGAAACACCGACAGAUAAAACUCAGACAAAGUUAAUAUAUAGACAAUGGAAACACAGACAAGGCCAACAGCCCUACAGAACAAAGACCGACAGUUCAUAAGUCAGACAACAGUCACAACGACAACCCCAAAACCGACAGCGCAUACAUCGACAACUAAACAGACCGACACGUCAUCCAUCAGACAACAAUGAUACCGAACCACAACAGACCGACAGCAUAUACACAGACACAUAAAAGACCAACAGAACACACGUCAGAUGUGCAUUAGACCGACACGCAAAAGACCGACAGCGCAUACAUAGACAUUAAAAGAGAAUGAAAUGUCAUUUACCAGACAUCAAUUAAAUAGACAAUCUGAGAAUACAGACAGCACAUACAUAGACAGCUAAAUGACCGACAAUACAUAUAACAGACUCCAAUAAGACCGACACGUAGAAGUCCGACAGCGUAUACAUAGACAGCUAAAUGACCGACAAUACAUACAUAUAACAAAAUCAAAUAAUACCGACAUGCAAAGACCGACAGAUUAUUAUGACAGGGGCCAAUAUAUCGAUUUCACAGACUUCUGAGAUUUUCAUUUCCCCAGCACUAUCCUCCUACACACAGACAUGUCGCCGCGUACACUCCUGCACCCUUAGCUCCAAAUAGCUAUUGCGGGUGGACGGGGGUCCUAGCGUCCAGUCCUGUAUGGCCCCCUACCGCUGGCAUGAGCUACCACCAUAGCUCAUCGUCACCUCAGCAACCCCCUGCGAUACUCUCAUCCGUGGAACUACAUGUCCCAGCCAGACCUGUCCACCCCACUCCCGUCCCCCCCGCUAUUUCUGGGCGCCCUGUCCAGGACGCCUCCAUCGUCACCCCAGCAAUAGUAUGCCGUCUAGGCUAAGACGUGCCUACGCUAAUAGCAUUACCCCCGGCGCUACUUUCAUCCGUGGAACUACAGGUCCCAGCCAGACCUGUUGGCGUUCUAACUAGCGAGCCCAACUCAUACAGGCUAAUUUCAUGUGCGCAACGACCCCCCCCCCUCCCACACACACACACACACCUCCCCCCAGUCCCUGCAGCGCACCCCUUCCCCUUAGUCACCCCUCUCACAUGCCCCCGGGCGCAUGGCUUUAGUUGUGUACUCCAGUGCGGGGUGAAAUACCCUUCCCCGGCACCCCUCCAUCGCUAUUGCAGGCGAUAGCGGGCCGUCCAGGACGAGACGCUAUGAGUCCUGUCCACCUGCAAUAGCUAUUGAGAGCGUUGCGUCCAGGUAUGGACGCGACGCCGUGACUGAGUGUACAGGGGUGGUGUAGGAGAACUACAAGUCUCAGGACUGACGAUAUGGCCCUGUUUCUGAGUAAGAAUACCUGUCUAAUAACUGUCUUAUGUGUAAUAUAUUUUGCCAAUUAAUGUGUGUCGGUCUUAUUAAUGUCUGACAUAUGUCCUGUCGGACUUUUAACUGUCUAUAUAUGAGUUAUCUGUCUUUUUUGUGUCGUCUUAUUAAUAUCUGACAUAUGUCCUGUUGGACUUUUAACUGUCUCUAUAUGAGUUGUCUGUCUUUUGUGUGUCGGUCUUAUUAAUGUCUAUGUCCUGUCGGACUUUUAGUGUGUCAGUCUAAUUGAUGUCUGAGUGAGGACAUUUCUGUCUCUUUAUUUGUCUAUGGAUUCGCCGUCUGUCUAUUAACUAUGUAUGUGCUGUCUAUCUCUUAAAUGUCUAUGUAUUCGUUGUCGGUGUUAUGUUUGUGUCGGUCUACUUGUUGUCUUAUAAAUGCCCUGUCGGAAUUUCAGGUGUCUAUGUAUUCAAUGUCGGUCUUCAACAGCGUCUUAUAAUACGUAUCUGAUGGAUAAAUGUUGGACUUUUUUUUAGUCUGUGUAUACGCUGUCGAUCUUUUAUAUGUCUGAUUAAUUACAUUGUCUAACUUAUCUAUGUCGAAGUAUGAUUAAUGUCUAACUAUUAUUUGACGGGAAUCCUCCAGCGUCUGACAAGCACUGUCGGACUAAUGAAUGUCGGUAAAAUAACAAUAGGACCGCUAUACCACACCCGGUUCUGAGACAUAGUAACAUUAUUUUACAAUAAAAUUAUAUUUUUAAACAA
Messenger RNA from Pseudophryne corroboree (corroboree frog), 5993 nucleotides. RefSeq names its product nuclear receptor subfamily 1 group I member 3-like. Gene Ontology annotation, molecular function: nuclear receptor activity; zinc ion binding; RNA polymerase II cis-regulatory region sequence-specific DNA binding. The transcript has 9 exons. The coding region runs from base 298 to 1578 and encodes 426 amino acids. NCBI's taxonomy places the organism in Eukaryota, Metazoa, Chordata, Amphibia, Anura, Myobatrachidae. The record is from RefSeq and is a predicted model, not a curated record. Gene Ontology annotation, biological process: positive regulation of transcription by RNA polymerase II; cell differentiation; negative regulation of transcription by RNA polymerase II.